UCUAAACCUGAGAUGCCCCCCUCUUCCACCAAGUCCCUAAAGAAUCAACGCCCUGGACCAGGCAUGGCCAGGCUGGUGUGAAGCCCCCACCCCCUCAUCCCCAUUGCUUUGGGGACUCCCUAGCAACAGAACUCAGAAUCCUGGGGCUGGGGGGCUGGGGGGCGGGGCCGGACCGGUUGCUAGGGCGUGGUCCUGUGAGGCCUCUCCCCACAGCAGCCCAGAGGUCUGGGGAGGCGACAUGUUGGGCUCUGGGAUCCCUGCACUGGGCCUGCUCCUGCUGCUUCAGGGCUCAGCAGACGGGAAUGGAAUCCAGGGAUUCUUCUAUCCAUGGAGCUGUGAGGGUGAUGUGUGGGACCGGGAGAGCUGUGGGGGCCAGGCGGCCAUCGACAGCCCCAACCUCUGCCUGCGCCUACGGUGCUGCUAUCGCGAUGGGGUCUGCUACCACCAGCGUCCAGAUGAAAACAUGCGGAGGAAGCACAUGUGGGCGCUGGGCUGGACGUGUGGCGGCCUCCUCUUCUUGAGCUGCGGCGUCUGCUUGUUCUGGUGGGCCAGGCGCCGGGACCUGCUGCACACUCCCAGCUUCGUGGCGGGUAACUGCGACCUAUCCCGGAGGGUCUCGCUGCUCUCCAAGGAACGAGGGAGCAAGAAGACAUCCAGCUCCAUGGUCAAAUCGGGCAAGGACACGGAGGGGGGCACCGAGGGGGAAGGGACAGAAGAGGGAGAGGAGACGGAGGGUGUGGAAGACGAAGAUUAGGGGUGUCCCCA
This is a messenger RNA of Cebus imitator (Panamanian white-faced capuchin), 765 nucleotides long. RefSeq names its product transmembrane protein 190 (gene TMEM190). The record is from RefSeq and is a predicted model, not a curated record. Gene Ontology annotation, cellular component: inner acrosomal membrane. Gene Ontology annotation, biological process: hematopoietic progenitor cell differentiation. The transcript is spliced from 5 exons. Lineage: Eukaryota; Metazoa; Chordata; Mammalia; Primates; Cebidae. The coding region runs from base 239 to 754 and encodes 171 amino acids.